Molecule: messenger RNA, 1023 nt
Organism: Gorilla gorilla gorilla (western lowland gorilla)
Lineage: Eukaryota; Metazoa; Chordata; Mammalia; Primates; Hominidae
Gene: OR56B1
Product: olfactory receptor family 56 subfamily B member 1
Biological process (GO): G protein-coupled receptor signaling pathway
Cellular component (GO): plasma membrane
Molecular function (GO): olfactory receptor activity; G protein-coupled receptor activity
Source: RefSeq, a predicted model, not a curated record
UCCAACCUGUGAUAACUGAGAACAAUACAAAUAGAGAUUUGAAAUUCAUGUUGAAUCAUGAAUCAUAUGUCUGCAUCUCUCAAAAUCUCCAAUAGCUCCAAAUUCCAGGUCUCUGAGUUCAUCCUGCUGGGGUUCCCGGGCAAUCACAGCUGGCAACACUGGCUAUCUCUGCCCCUGGCACUACUGUAUCUCUCAGCACUUGCUGCAAACACCCUCAUCCUCAUCAUCAUCUGGCAGAACCCUUCUUUACAGCAGCCCAUGUAUAUUUUCCUUGGCAUCCUCUCUGUGGUAGACAUGGGUCUGGCCACUACUAUCGUCCCUAAGAUCCUGGCCAUCUUCUGGUAUGAUGCCAAGGUUAUUAGCCUCCCUGAGUGCUUUGCUCAGAUUUAUGCCAUUCACUUCUUUGUGGGCAUGGAGUCUGGUAUCCUCCUCUGCAUGGCUUUUGAUAGAUAUGUGGCUAUUUGUCACCCUCUUCGCUACCCAUCAAUUGUCACCAGUUCCUUAAUCUUAAAAGCUCCCCUGUUCAUGCUGCUGAGAAAUGGCUUAUUUGUCAUCCCAGUGCCUGUGCUUGCAGCACAGCGUGAUUAUUGCUCCAGGAAUGAAAUUGAACACUGCCUGUGCUCUAACCUUGGGGUCACAAGCCUGGCUUGUGAUGACAGGAGGCCAAACAGCAUUUGUCAGUUGGUUCUGGCAUGGCUUGGAAUGGGGAGUGAUCUAAGUCUUAUUAUACUGUCAUAUAUUUUGAUUCUGUUUAGAUUGAACUCAGUUGAAGCUGCAGCCAAAGCCCUGAGCACUUGUAGUUCACAUCUCACCCUCAUCCUUUUCUUUUACACUAUUGUUGUAGUGAUUUCAGUGACUCAUCUGACAGAGAUGAAGGCUACUUUGAUUCCAGUUCUACUUAAUGUGUUGCACAACAUCAUCCCCCCUUCCCUCAACCCUAUAGUUUAUGCACUUCAGACCAAAGAACUUAGGGCAGUCUUCCAAAAGGUGCUGUUUGCCCUUACAAAAGAAAUAAGAUCUUAG